AUGCAAGACGUCAUCACUGGCAGGUAUCGUCUCUCCAAGACGGAAAACUUUGACGCCUUCCUCGCCGAGAUUGGCCUCGGAUAUAUCAAGCGCAAGCUCGCCCAGUCGACCUCGCCCGAGAUCAACAUCACCCGCGCCGGCGAGCGCUGGACCAUGGUCACCUCCUCCGCGCUCAGCACCUCCGAGGUGACCUUUGCGCUCGACGAGGAGUUCCCCGAGGAUCGCCAGGACGGCGUAUCGGUGACGAGCUGCGUCAGCGCCGACGGCAACGUCUGGACGCAGACGCAGAAGCCCGGCAACGGCAAGGACGUGACCAUUGUGAGGGAGUUUGGCGAGACGGAGCUCCGGGUCAUGUCCACGGUGAAUGGCGUGACGGCGAACCGCGUUCCCAGCAGUCCUCGGCAUCCCCAACUCUCCUCCCAGAACCCCAUGAAGACCGAGCCUGGCGACACCCCGAUGGUCACUUUCUCCGAGCAGUGCCCCGUCACCAAGAACCACCACGCCUUUACGUUCACUCGCUACAGGUUGUUCUCCGCGCGGCGUCUGGAGAGCUUCGCGGCGAGCAUUUGGUACUCGACGACAGCGGAGCCCGGGUUGCCCUCAUGGAGGUCAUAUUCAAGGUGA
Cordyceps fumosorosea ARSEF 2679 is the source of this 624-nucleotide messenger RNA. Its product is annotated as cellular retinoic acid binding protein. NCBI's taxonomy places the organism in Eukaryota, Fungi, Ascomycota, Sordariomycetes, Hypocreales, Cordycipitaceae. Gene Ontology annotation, cellular component: nucleus; cytosol. Gene Ontology annotation, molecular function: fatty acid binding. The transcript has 3 exons. Gene Ontology annotation, biological process: fatty acid transport. Bases 1 to 624 code for a protein of 207 amino acids. The record is from RefSeq and is a predicted model, not a curated record.